GUUAAAAAUGGCUUCCUCGAUGGAUGUUGACAGCGAUGAUGAAGAUCUUUUACAGCCAAGUAUCGCUUCAAAAACAUGGAUUAUAACCCCAUAUAUGGUCGAGGAGGUACUGGCUGUAUGUCCGAAUGCUUGUCGAGAAGCUAUAAAGCGUGAUUUAUAUCAAACACGCAGCGUAACGUCAACCAUUAAUAGGAUACUGGAUAGAGAGAUUGUUUGCGACAACACCACAUCUUUGCCUGAUAACCCAACAAGAGACAAACUACCUGGAAUUAUAACAGAUGUGAUUUCUUCUCCCCAAGCCAAGAAAACAAUCAACUGCUUGAGUGAUACAGACACCGAUGAUAGUGACAUUGUUAUUGUCAAUGAAAAGAGAGAAACCAUUUUUACAUCUCUAAAAGAACGGUUAGGAAAAACCACUUUGAAAAAUGCAGAUGGUUCGAGUAAAGAAGAUAAGAAAUGUGAUAAAGUUCUUAAAUCAAAUACAAACUUAUCAACAAAUGAAAAAAUCAAUACGAAUAAUAUGCACCGAACAAAUGAAAUACAAGAUUUUUCUUUUACGAAUGAACAGUGCGAUAAAAUGGAAGUUGAUCAUGAGGAUGAUAAUGACAAUGAUGUUGUUUUAGUAACUCUUGAGAAAGAGGAACCAGGCAUGAAAUUUCUGGAAAAUUUGCCCAAGAAACAACCAAAGAAUAACCAUAACAUCAGUGAAAUCAUUGACUUGAGUUUUGUGGAUGAUGAGAAUCAUAAAAAUUGUGAUGCUAAUGAUUUAGCAACGAACUCGAAAGAGAACAUUAAAAGUGCUCCAUUUCAUGAACAACUGGACACUCUGAAUAUUGAUGUGAAGAAGUCAAGACAAUAUUCAAGUAAACAGAAGUCUGAUAAAAAUGUGUGUUUAAGAAUAGAAAGUGAUGAUGAUUCUGAUACUUGUGCUGCUAGGUUGACAGGUGUCUCUGCUUCUGAAUCUGAGUCAGAGGAUUUGCCUUCUUUGUUCGUGUCAAAGAAACUUGGCUCCUCUAAUUCACAAAAUGAAAUGGAAUUCUCACAAGAAGAGUCCCAUGAUGAUGAAAACAUCCCAAAGAAGAAAAAGAAAGGUAAUGCUGAAGAAACAAGGAAAAGAAAUGAAGAGAAGAAGCUGUUAAAGGAAAGAGAAAAACAGAAAAAGAAGGAAAUGGCUGAAAAGGAAAAACUAGAGAAACAGAAAGCUCAGCUUGCAAGAAAGAAACAAAAGGAGGCAGAUGCACUGAAUCAAAAAUCACAGAAGAAAGAGGAGUGUAUGAAGGCCAUAGAAGUGUGCAUGGAUCCAGACCUACUUUUCAAAGGAGCAUCUGAUGCUGAUAUUGAUCCCAUUAUAGCCAAACUUACAGCUUUAGGGGUUUCGUAUUCUCUACAAACCCAGCCUAUACCAAAGAGUAUCACUUGGAAACGUGCAACAGUUGAUCACCAAGUUGGAGAAGAUCUUGAAAUUAAAUCUCACAAGACUUAUUCGGAUGAAAACAACGUCAUAGUUCGCUUGGAUAUAGAAGCGUUCAUAUCAUUGGUCGAUGACUUUAAAAAUGCUUGCAUCGGUUCGGUCAACUCAUUCUGCAGUAAUUUAACCAGCACCUACACGAAUAAGACUGUCACUGUAGUCAUCGUCGGUUUAGAAAAAUAUUUCAGGGACAUAAAAAACAGGCAAAAUCGACAGUUUAGGAAUGCCGUGCGCGGAGAUACCAAUACGACAAAGCAAGCCAAGUCCAAAUCGCGCAAAACGAAAAACGUACAAAACACAUCGUCGGUCUCCGUGAAAAAAGUGGAGGUAGAGGAACUACUGGUUUAUAUGGAGCUGACUUCAAAUAUUAAAAUCACUGUUUGUGAAACGGAGCAGGAGUUUGCUGAAUUUGUUGGAAUGUUUACCAAGGCGUUGGCCGAGGCUCCUUUCAAAAAAAGCCAACCGGAAACGUUUAGUUUUUGCGUGGAUUUCGGAAAAAAACCGCCCGUUAAGGUCGCAAAAGAUGGCAGCGGCCUUUUAAAGCUAUGGCAGCAACAGCUUCAACAAUACCACAACGUAUCAGCAAAUAUGGCGGCUGCUAUCGUCUCUGUUUAUCCAUCACCCCAGUUACUGGUACAGGCUURUAGACAAUGUGCUGAUGAAAAGAACGCCUCCUUGUUGCUGAAGGACAUCGUGGUUCGACGUGGUGAAGGAGUGCUAUCAACCUCUCGUCGCAUUGGUCCCGAGCUUUCUCGUCAAAUCUACAUACUGUUCAACUCUACCGAUGGUCAGACGUUGACCAAGUAAUCAAGAAUCUCCAUGGCAACAGUUAUUGUCCUCUGGUUCGUACCUUAGAUGAAGUGAACUCUACACUCUUUCAGGCAGUCAUCCUUUACUUUGAAGUUGUUCUUGUUCCCACCGCAUCCGCUAUAAGUGAAGGGCUUGCAAUGCUUGGUGUUGUUGUCG
This is a messenger RNA of Actinia tenebrosa (Australian red waratah sea anemone), 2434 nucleotides long. RefSeq lists its product as uncharacterized. Gene Ontology annotation, cellular component: nucleus; Holliday junction resolvase complex. Gene Ontology annotation, molecular function: DNA binding; ubiquitin binding; crossover junction DNA endonuclease activity. Gene Ontology annotation, biological process: mitotic intra-S DNA damage checkpoint signaling; double-strand break repair; resolution of meiotic recombination intermediates. The record is from RefSeq and is a predicted model, not a curated record. Lineage: Eukaryota; Metazoa; Cnidaria; Anthozoa; Actiniaria; Actiniidae.